Fulmarus glacialis (Northern fulmar) is the source of this 479-nucleotide messenger RNA. It is a transcript of the gene TMSB4X, whose product is annotated as thymosin beta 4, X-linked. The transcript has 3 exons. Gene Ontology annotation, molecular function: actin monomer binding. Lineage: Eukaryota; Metazoa; Chordata; Aves; Procellariiformes; Procellariidae. Gene Ontology annotation, cellular component: cytoplasm. Gene Ontology annotation, biological process: regulation of cell migration; actin filament organization. Bases 37 to 174 code for a protein of 45 amino acids. The record is from RefSeq and is a predicted model, not a curated record.
AAGCAGCUGAGGAGAGAGCAGCCAGACGGACCCAUCAUGUCCGACAAACCAGAUUUUGCAGAAAUUGAAACAUUUGACAAGACCAAGCUGAAGAAGACAGAAACCAGAGAGAAAAAUCCAUUGCCCACUAAAGAAACUAUCGAACAGGAAAAGCAAAGUGAAAGUACAGCCUGAGCGUAGAAUUGAAGAUGUGACUGCUGCUUCUUCAGUGGGGUUUUGGCUUCCGAGUUGGGUUGUUUUGUUUUGUGUGUCCCCGUCCCGUCCCGUGGUUGUUGCCCAUUUAUUUUAGCAAAUAUUUGCUCAUUUAAUGUUCCCUGGGGAAGAAGUUUGUUUUGUGUUUGCUGAACAAGAUACUGUGUAUUUGUAUUCUUAAAACUGUAAUUCCAAGUUCUGUAUCAACCCAUUACUUGCCAAAAAAAAAGCAAUUUGCAUAAAAAUUGUUUUCCUAAAUCUCACAAUAAACAGAUUUCUUCUGAUCA